UGAAACCUUUCUAGAGAGUCUUAAGUCUGCAGCGAUCCGAAGAGCCGAGACGUUGCGAGGGACUUUAAAGCUCACUGAGGCUGUUGGUGCUGUGCCCCCUUCAAUAAUAAAACUGAAGGACCUGUUGGAGAGCAAGGUGAAGAUUUUCCAAAACACUGAGUCCGGAAAGGAGCAGAUAUCGGACGUCAUCAUCAACAGACUAGCAAUUCUGAAACCACACAUUGACCAAACCCAGGAGUUCUCCCAGCAUUUGAGAGACCUACAAGAGAGGACAGAACAAGAAAUAAACAGAGCAGACCAACACCUUGGUGAGGUGAGGAAGCAACAGAAACACCUGGGCUUUGAACUGAAAGUCUUGAAGGCCCAUCUUUCAGAAACCGAGACCAGGCUGUGGAAAAGUGAAGCCUCUGAGGAGACAGUGGAGCUGGUGAGAGAGAGGCAGAUUGUAAAGGAAUCCAUUGACAACAAGGAGGUGCAGGUUUUUCAACUGAGGCAGCAGGAAGAAGCUCUGACAGUACUACAGGAAAUGCUUGGAGAAGAUAUGCAGAGAUAUCGGGAGGAGGCUGGUCAUCUUCAGAACUUCUCAGACAAAGUGUCCAGAGUGAUGGAGGAAGAGAGCUGUCUGGGAACUGUUGGCAAGGACACUAGAAGAAUCUCAGAAAAUGGCACUUCUAUUCUGCAUGAGGAAAACGUUAGCCUGGAGUCAUCCCGUAGUCAUGCUCAUCUCCCGAAACAGACAGCAGGAAGCCUUCCUCCUUGUUCUCUUAAAGAAAGCAGCACCUCUCAUCAAAAUGGAGAUGAGAGCCCCGUCAUAUCAAAGUCUCCUCUUAAUAACCAAACUGUUAACUGUAAUGGAAAAUCCUAUUUCCAUUCUGAGCCUGGCUCAAAGGCUGGUACUACUAACAAAAAUGCUUCUAUCAUGAAAGUAACGGGUUUGAAAAGAUCAGGCAGCGUUAAAGAGCUGAUUCAUAAGUUUUCUGGCAAUGAGAAUGCCAAAAUAUCCUCAUGCUUAUCUCCAACUGGUGACCAUAAGAUGGAACGCAAGUCCUCAGAAAAGAGUUGCUCAGACUCGGAAUUGAUGGAAGAGAGCAAGACGAGACCAGAGACAUUUAUUUCCACUUGUAGUGAGAGUGACAAAGGGACACUAAACAAGGAGAGGACAACCGAGGACAAUAAGAGCCCACAGCCUUCCUUCAGAGUGAUAUCUGCCCCGUGCCAAACAAUAUUUGAACAAAAGCACGCAACACAAGAUGGAUCUUGUGAAAACCUCCCUGUGGCCAAUGACUCUACAAAUGUCACUGUGGGCCAUGAUACUUCCCAGAAUAAUGACAGUCUCCCCAGUGCGUCUAUGGAAAAUGCAUUGACACUAAAGGAACCACAGACUGAUUCAUAUAAGAAACCAGAGAGGUCAUCAACCGGAAGUCAGUCAUCCAACUCUAAAGCCAACCAAAACCCCAUAUAUAAAUUGUUUCUUGGUGGUGAAGGGUUAGAAAACAUUUCCAGAAACACAGACAGCAGAGCAAGCGAGAAUGGACAGAAUGGAAACAGUCCUUACCUGGGUCUGACCAAUAAUUUAGACAGACCAAGUUCCCGAUUGGGCUCGAUGGAAUCCCUUGCUUCAAGAGACUGGGAUACCAUGUCAGAUAAGCUGGGUGGCUCAGACAGUCCAUCUCGAGGAUUCAAUAGUCCCUAUAAGAACAUAGCUUUGGACUAUGAUCGACCCUUUAGAGUGCUUGAUUAUAAGGAAGGCCUGUCUCCUUCCACAUCUGAGAGCAACCUCUACUCACCCUCCUUCAACAGUACGAGCAGCAGCCCAGUUCCUUCUCCCACAGUCCUGACCCCGCGCAGCCGCUUCACUGGCUACGACUCCCUCACCAGGGUCAAAGGGACAAUAUCAUCUCUGUCUUCAAUGCGACCUGGAAUGCAGAGGAGAGAUUAUAUUGAGGAGCUCACAAGGCUUUUAGACACAUGCCAAAAGAGAAACCAGUUUCUAGAGGCAGAGAGUAUUGAGAUGAACAAGGAGAGGAACCAGAUCCGUUAUGAGAUGAGAGGAAUCCUUGUGAACAACGAGGACCUGCUCAGAACCAACACUCAGAUGCAAGGAGAGCUGAUGAGACUGAGGGAGAGGAUAAUGGAGCUGGAGAGAGAAAACACAAUGAUGAAUGAGCGAUUUUCACAGCUGGAGUCUGAACUUAGAGAGGCAAGAGAAGUGAUGGUCGAGGCCAAUGCUCAGGAAUAUGCUUUCAACUUCUUACAGCAGUCUUUAAAGAACAAAAUACAAGAUGCUGAGGAAAACCUGGGCAAACAGAACCAGCAUGCUCAAAGCCUGUCCGAGAAACUGUGGCUUGCUGAAAGAAAGCAAGAAGAGUAUGAACAACAGAAACAGGACCAAGAUAAGAUGAUCAUGGAACUGAACAGCAAAUUGCUCCGCAUAGAGACUGAGCUGGCAGAGGCCCUGCAAGCAGCAAGCCAGGCCACAGCAGAGCUGAAUCUGCACCAGAAGCUGAAGGAUGAUUCCCAGCUCCGUAUGAAAGAGCUGGAGGAGGGUGUUCUGCAGAAAACCCAGGAGCUGCAGAGGGCUCAGCAGACUGUCAGCCGUUUGCAGGGCGAGGUGUCCGACAAGCUGUUCGAUAAGGAAAAGACUCUAGAGGAGGAGAUCCAACUGAGAGAGCGCUUGCAGCUCCAGUGCAAACAGGCUGAGAGGAGCCUAGAGGACCUACAGAUGGAGCUCCAGACCGCAGCACAGAGCAAGGAGGAACUCACCAGACAGCUCAGGCUGGCUCAGGAAAAAAUUAUUGAAUUGGAAGUCGACUUGGAAGAAAUGCAUGAUGCCGAACAAAGGUGGGCAAGCAAGCACAAGAGAGCCGUCGAACAGAAUGAGCAGCUUCAGCUGAAGAUGAUACAAGAAAGAGAUUUGAGGGAACAGGUGGAGUGUGAGAAAACAGUGUUGGAGAGACAGAUCAGGGACCUGCGUGUUGAGCUGCACGAGCUGCAGAACUCAAGAGUACAAGAGGAGGUCGUGUCUCGAGCUGAGAUCAGGGUGAAGGAGCUGGAGAGUUCCUUGAGAACUGAAGAGAGGAAUAAAAUUGUGCUGACUAACAAUAUCGGGAAGCUGGAGAGAAAGAUUAAAGAGUUAACCGAUCAGCUCGAGGAGGAUCACAAGCUGGCUGAAGAACAGAAGGAUCUGAUGGCCCAGAGAAUAAGGUCUCUGAAGCGCCAGCUGAAUGAAGCUGAGGAGGAGAUGAGCCGGCGAGACACCCAGUACAGACAUACCCAGAGGGAGCUGGCAGAGGAGCGUGAGACUAACAGCCGCCUUCAGAGACAGCUCCUGGACCAGCAGAUCCAGCUCAAGAGAAAGGAGUCAGUGAUGGUGAGACAAACCCUGAGCUCACUGAAGCUGGACCUGGACAGCCAGGAUGAAGAUGAAGAGCUAUCAAAAUAGACCAAUUAAAAAUCCCAAAAAAGUGCCUGUUGCCAACAAUGGCAGUCAUCUGGACUUCCACUGGACUUAAAAUACAUGUACAGUAUAUAGUAAACAUUAACAUAGGAAAACAAUAUUUUAUAGAUUCUCCAACAUUCUGGAUUGGUACUGUAAUAUCUUCAAAUGAGUUACAGUAUGAGCACAUUAUUAGUUUCAUAGAGCCGUCCGUGUCUUAUUUCAAAAUCAUCAUUUACAAAGUGUGAUGCAGAAAUCCAUUUUUCUUAUUGAAGAUAACACCAUUGUGGGGCACUCACUUCAUUAGAUCACUCUCCCUCACAUAAAGGCAAUUGAUCAUUUCCCUAUGUCUUCUAUUAGCUGGUUAUUUAUUUUGUGUGUUACACAAGAAUUCAUCUUAAUCUGGGUCUGUAAUUAUAAGCAGAUUUUCAGUACUUGUAAAAAUAUCCUAAAUUAGCCCUACUGUGCUCAUUAAGUACUAUUUUAACACUUACUUUUAUUAUUUAUAUCUUUAAUAAAACUUGUAGAGGAGGGAUUAACUAAUCUUCUGUAAGGAAAUGCUUAAAAUGUAUAAAAAAGUAGCUGAGGAAUAAGAAAGGGAGAUAUUUUGUUCUAACUGAGAAAUGAGAAUAACACUGUAAGUGUAUUUCAGCUUUCAGAGUGAUUUGCCUGAAGAGAUUUGCCUGUGAACUGUUUUAGACUGGCUGUAUAUUGUAUUUCCUGGACACCUUUCUCACUGGUACAGAAACCCUUGUGGAGUUAUUGAUAAUAAUUUUAUAUCAAUAUUAGAACAAUUAUUAUCAUUUUAACAUUAAGAGCUUUUUAACAUUACAAAUAAGCUUGCUUGUGUAUUCAUUUAAAACAAAUGUCUACACUGUGUGUUAAAGGUGUUACUUAGUUAAAGUUGCCCUACUCAAACCCACUUCCCCCUGAUAAAAGCUACAAUUUUCAACCUUUUGUCUGUCAGCAAUGGACUGAGCUCAACACAGAACUCAUAAAAAAGUUACAUUUCUCAACUACAUGUUGAAUUCCUUGUGUAUGGCAACCUUUUGAAGUUUGCGGUUGAGUUAGAAACUUAUCGUUAUAGAUGAUAAAUAAUUUUUAUAAUGAGUUUUUUUACACACACUUUUACCCCAUUUGGGGUACUUUCACAUAAGCAAAUUUCAGCUUUCAUUCCAGUCACUUGAGUGGUUAACGAGAAUUAAGAAAUAUAUGGAGAGAAUCAUGAAAAGCGUGAGAAUACUCAUCUGUUCUGUUUUUAACACCUCUUCUUAUAUACCAUAUUGUUAGAAAUGUCAAAAUGGUACUAAAGGUAGACUUUUCUGCACUGACAGUCAACCUUACACUUUUGUUUUGAAUAUCCAAAUUAGUGGAUUUCAUACCAGGCAAGUGAACAUUCGGUUUACACCACCUGCUGCAGUGACAUGCCAUAGAGGUUUUGUUUUCAGUUUUAUGCCUGUUUUUAAGUUUUAUAACUAAUAUUUUGCAGGUUAUAGUUAGUCCUUCAAUGUUGGUGUCUAUGGUUAUUUUAUUUUUCUGUGUUAUUUAAAUACUGUACAUUGAGCGUGUGGAAUUAAGCUACCAAAUGUGCUGUAUAUAUUAUUUUGGUGCUGGUUAACCUUGUGUGUUGGAAUGUGUGGUUGAUCUCAUUUGUGUAUUUUUUUCUCUUUGGAUAGUGGAGACAAAAACUAAUCUUCUGCACUUUCAUUAUGCCAAAUGUGGGGAAACUUUAAAGUUAAUAGACAAGGCCAACUAAAAAAGCUCUGUGAAGUUUAAAUACAUUCAGCUGCAUCUCUUAUACGUUACAUGUUGUUAAGAAACAGUUAUUCCACUGCUAUUGCUUUUCUGAAGUGCCUAAGAAUACAGCUCAGUUGUACGUAACUUUUUUAGAUAGUUUCAGGGUAAAAGUUCAAUUAACUUUUUUGGAGGAAAAAGUGAGGUAAAUAUGGGAUGAUACUAAUUUGAAGUCCGUGAUGCAAAUCAAAUGUCUUUCUCUGCAGGUGUUGUCUUUUCGCUAAAAUAGUCACCAUCCUAAAUAGUUUUCUUACCAAUUAAUGAAGCAUCCUUGAGGGCAAAGACCUCAGAGGGGCUAAUGAAAUGACACAGAGGGUGAUGUAAUAAAACUCUAUACAUGUUAUUGAUUAACUGUGAGCAGGUACAUUUGCUAAAGGCGUCUGCUACAGUAUCAUUACCAUCUUUUAUUCGAAAUGUUAAUUGGAACUCAUUCGUUCUGGUUUUUAAAAUAGAACCCCACUGCACAAUCAGAUUGUUUAAAUUGCACUGAGCCCACUUUUGUCAUACAUUUUUGGACUGCUGUUUUAAAAGUUGAAUUGAAUUAUUUGCACUAUCCACGCCAUGAGGAGCAGCGAUUAAAGAUAAGUAAAAAAAAAACUGGAUAAUGCUCAACAGCUUCAUGAUAGAGAUGUUUUGCUGUCUAUCUUGUAAUUUGUUGUUCUUUUUUUUGUCAUAAAUGCACUUUAGAGUAGUUUUAAUGGAGCUUUAAGCUCUCUGUUGUUUGAGAUGUACAGUACAUACUAUAUACAGUACUAGUAUAUCUAUCCAUGGAGAUAAAGUAGUUUAGUUUGGUAAAGAAUUAGUUAUACAGUGCAGGUAUUGAUGAACGGUCUAACAGUUUGUAAAUCAGAAAGCCUUGCAAAGCUGGGAUUUUUCUGCUCUGCUCCACAGAACACAUUUUAACAAUUUAUUUAGAAUGUUAUUGUUUUACUGUAUAAUAUUUACCCUGCUUCGUGUUUCAUGUACAUUCAGAACUAAAUUAUUUUAAAACAUUUUAAACUUUUAAAAAGUCUUGUGCAUAGGGCCAUAUCUACAGUUCAUCCCAUUAUUUGUCAUGAAAUACGUUUUGGUUUCCUGCCACAUUCAGUAUUUGUUUCCCAAGACUUUAUUAACAUUUUGACCAUCAGCCCAUCAGCAUGUUUCAGGUAUGAUUUUGGUAUAAUAAGCAUGAAUUGCUCAAAGGCCAAUGAUAAUACCAAAAAAGACCGUGAAAUACUGUUGAUAUUAUAUAUGUUGAUACUUUAAGCCUACAAAAUAUUGCACAAAUGUUUCUUUUAAAAAAUCAGGAAUAAUUAUAAAGUCCAUGUAGAAAAAUAUUAUAUUUUUCUAUAUAGUAUAUUUGGCUUUUUUUUCAUAUAGUAAUUAUGACUGGGCCUUGGUUUUGUAAAUAGAGUCCCUGCCAUUAAAUUUGUGUUGAUAAUAUUUCCCUACUGGAUCAAUGAUAAUGUGGUCAAAAAGCAAUAUUUUUGUCCAUGGCUGAUUUUGUGUAGACAAGAGGCUGUGUUUACUUGAAUGAGAGGUAUAGAUCCUUUCUUAAUGUUCUCUGAUUUUAAGGCAACAGUCUUAACCCUCCUUUAUAAGAAUAAUUCUUAUAUGUGCUGAGAAUAGAGAAAACAUAAAAGCAUGUAAAAUUAUUUCACUUGCAUUCUCAUCUUUUCAUUUGAAAGGUCUAUUUUUAAAUGUAUUUAUUCUUUUAUAAAAUGUACUCUUGGUGAAUUGAAAUAAGCUGUUAUAUAGAAUAUCAUUAUUAAAACCCGUCUGCUGU
Molecule: messenger RNA, 6995 nt
Organism: Lepisosteus oculatus (spotted gar)
Lineage: Eukaryota; Metazoa; Chordata; Actinopteri; Semionotiformes; Lepisosteidae
Product: cingulin-like protein 1
Cellular component (GO): bicellular tight junction; myosin complex
Source: RefSeq, a predicted model, not a curated record